AUGAAUAUAUAGAAUGUAUUUUGAGUUUUUAAUUUUUUAAAAUACUGAUUUGCGAGAAGUGUGUACACACUUUUUGCUGGUCCAAUGUGGCUCUAUGCAUAGUACGGUCACUCUAUUAUUGUUGCUUGGUUUUGUGGCCGCGGGUUUAUUUUAAUUGUGUGAGCGUGCGAAAAUUCUUUGCUUUUUGAUUUGAAUUAAAAUAUAUAAACUAAUAUGGGCGAUUUACUGAAAAACUCGGAGAUGUUAAAAAAGCUGGGAUUCAACAACUCUAAUCAAUGGAUCAUUUACGAUGAACAAUUUGAAAGUUUUUUUAGCUUCUUGUCCGAGAAUAUUACGGAUCGCAACAUACUCACAGAGCAAGAAUGCCUGGAGGCGAGUGAAAUGCAACAAAGAGGCGACUGGUUGCACUCAGAAGAGGAGCGCCAAUUGAAGUUGCAGCAACUGGAGUCUGAGAAUCCGGGUUUAUUGAAAUAUGGAGCAGCAGAUGUGGAAGCGCUGGUUGCCGAGAUCGCUGUAAUUGAGGAAGCCAGCAAUGACUAUUCAGCAUUACUCGGCGAUAUGCAGGACACAAAACAGGAUCUUGUUAAUCACUUGAGAGAUCUAGAGUGCACCCAUUUGGCCCUGCAGAAUUCUUGUGGCGAAAUUCUCAACAACUGUCUGGCCAAGGGGCGACAACUCGAAGAGCUGCAGCGUGAGAAUGCCCAGCUAAGUGACGAGGCCAAGAAAGCGUUUACCACACCUCAGAUGCCGCCGUUGUUCAUGCAUCAGCAGCCCUUGGAGCAGUAUUGCCUCAAGCACAGCUCAUUCCAACAGUACUUCACCCUUUUCAUGAAGGAUAACUUCAAAAUACGCGAGUAUACGGAUUUCGAGCGAGAUGGCGAGCGAAGCAUGCAAAACACUAUCUUAACGCUGGAGAAUCUUCAAAAUUCCCUUCAACAUUUCUCGAUUGCAUACAUUAAGGAGAAAGCGAAAGCAAAGGCCACCCAAGCAAUGAUCGAUCACCUCGAUUUGAACAAAAUUCACUGCAUUAGCCUGGUGGACAUGGCGCGUGAGACGCACGACUUGCAAAUGCUAAACGAGAACCAUCUGAAGAACACCAACGAAAUGCUGCUAAACGAUCUCACCUUCCAUGUGCAUCAGCACGUUCAGCAUCACAUCGAACUUGUGCUCUACGAAAAUUCAAUACAGAAGCGAGAGCGAGCGCUGCAGCGCCGUGAAAAUGUUAAACAAGCACAAGAUCUCUUUUCGGAUGUACUCUCGCAUGCCGAACUCGUUUGGAUAGCAAUCCAAUUGGACUUGGAAAAGAAAAGGAACUGCAUCGACAGGUCCAUUCAGCUGGAUAGCCAGGCACAGGCGUGCUGUCAACGUGUGCAAACAAUGCGCACUUUAAAUACCAGUUUCAAAGGCAUCGCGCCACAGUUUUUGUAUCAACUCGCCAGUCAAUUGUCGGCACACCUUGGUCAAAAUGUCCGCUUCAAUGAGGCGAAAACUUGCCUCUACGAGUACGAGAAGUUUGGCCGCCUUUUGGCUUAUGCACUCCAAAGUAUGUUGGCUAAAAAGUCACAAUUGUAUAUACGCGAGCAGCUGGCUGAUCUUACACACUUGGAGCAAUCACUUCGGCCUUUUGUUUUCGAUUCGCCAAUCGAACAGCCCUUGUUUGAGAACGUUGAACACUUGUGUAGCAUGUUCGAUGCCAUUCGGCAGAUGCAGCAUUUCGAAGAGUCCAUAAAUCAUAUGAGAACUCAAUUCAAGGAAUCAAUAAUAGAUCGUAUGGAAAAAGAGAAACUUUGGCGAUACAGUCAGCUUUUGUGGAUAUGGUUUCUGACAGAGCCGCAACGCAUGCAACAUGCAAUUGAUGAGGUUAAGAAGUGCUCCGCUAAUAUUCCAGCGCUCACUAGCAAUAUGUUCCGUCAUGGAGGCGGUCUGCAACGGAAAUGAAUCGACUUCUUAAAACUUAAAUUAUACCAAUUUUUUUUUGAUAAUGUAAUUACAACUGAAACUUCUUUAAUUCGAUGUUAUUAUAUAUUUGAAUACAA
Drosophila nasuta is the source of this 2036-nucleotide messenger RNA. RefSeq names its product dim gamma-tubulin 3 (gene dgt3). Lineage: Eukaryota; Metazoa; Arthropoda; Insecta; Diptera; Drosophilidae. The record is from RefSeq and is a predicted model, not a curated record.